Paramecium octaurelia is the source of this 709-nucleotide messenger RNA. The record is from the annotation of a GenBank genome assembly. Lineage: Eukaryota; Ciliophora; Oligohymenophorea; Peniculida; Parameciidae.
AUGGACGAGCGAGCAUCCUCUAGAAGGUAAGACACACGUGAUUAUCAUAGCUUUUCAUCGGCAUCAUCGUCGGUCUCGAAUCUGAGUAAGGACCGAAGUAGAAGUAAUUCAAAAAAAAGAAAUUUUAGAAAUAAGAAGAAGCCAACUAAACGAGUCAAACACACCUUAGAUUUUCCUCCUCUGGAUUAAUCGUUGCUCAGCUUCGACUAAUUCUAGGAAUUAUAUGUAAGAGUUGCAUGUGACUGAAAAUUAGGUGAGCAAUGAAAUCCCCAUUGAGAAAUUACGACUUCUUUAUUAGACCUACGAGAGGAAAUGGGAAAACAAACAGAAAGAGUUGUUCUUUGAUCAACAUAAGGACGAGCCUUGGAUUUAAGACAAAUACAAUCCCGUGAACAGGAGAGAGUUCCAAGAAGAACGCAAUCAAUUGGCAUAGAAUCGCUUCAAUGAAUUUUUGAAGCAAUACAACAUGGGAGGUUUCAACAACAUCAACCUUACCUUGUCAGAAAUGCAAUUGAUGGACUUCUUUGAAUUGAAUGAUCACUUCNUACAAAGGUGGAUAUGUUUUCAACCUAAUUUAUUGUCAAUACAAAUGAGUAUUCGAUUUCAAAUUCAUUUAUUUCUUUUACAUCGUCAAUUAACUGUUAAAUAUAACUUUCAUUUGGUAAUUUUUGUGUUUCUUCACUGUACUAAUGUUCAUAUUAAUGAAUGA